GCUAAACUGUAAACUACCACAAGAUUGAACUCUCUCUCUCUCCCCCUUUCUCUCUCUCUCUCUCUCUCCAAACUCCAUAGCAAUGGAGCUUCGCUCUCUACAAUCACCCAGCAUCACAGGCAUACCCUCCUCUCUAACCCUAACUGGUUUGAGAGACAAACCGUUUGCGAGUGGUCAAGCGAUCAAGUUUCCCAAUUACAAGAGGUUCGGAGAUGCCUCGAAUCUCAAACUUGUUGGAUUCAGAGUUCAAGCUUCAGGCUCCACAAUGUUUAGCUCAGAGGCAGUUGAAGCAAUUACAAAGGAUGCCAAUUCAAAAGAUGACAAUCUUGUAUUUGUUGCUGGUGCUACUGGUAAAGUUGGGUCACGGACUGUAAGGGAGCUUUUGAAAUUGGGAUUCAAAGUUAGAGCAGGUGUCCGAAGUGCUCAAAGGGCAGAAUCUCUUUUGCAAAGUGUUCAGCAGAUGAAGCUUGGUGAUGAAGUUGCAAGCGAAGGAACUAAACCUAUAGAGAAGCUUGCAAUUGUAAAGUGUGACUUGGAGAAAUGGGAUCAGAUUGGGCCAGCAUUAGGCAAUGCAUCAGUUGUUAUAUGUUGCAUUGGAGCCAGUGAGAAGGAGGUUUUCGAUAUCACUGGACCAUAUCGAAUUGACUAUCAGGCUACAAAAAAUCUUAUUGAUGCAGCAACUGUAGCAAAAGUUAACCACUUCAUUUUGCUUACAUCUUUGGGGACAAACAAGGUUGGAUUUCCUGCAGCGAUUUUGAAUUUGUUUUGGGGAGUUCUGAUUUGGAAAAGGAAGGCAGAAGAAGCACUGCUAGCUAGUGGUCUCCCUUACACUAUAGUGAGACCUGGAGGCAUGGAGCGACCUACUGAUGCUUACAAAGAAACUCAUAAUGUCACCGUUUCAGAGGAAGAUACCUUGUUUGGUGGUCAAGUAUCAAAUCUUCAGGUGGCAGAACUCAUGGCAUUUAUGGCAAAAAAGCGUAGCAUUUCAUAUUGUAAGGUGGUCGAAGUUAUUGCAGAAACAACUGCACCAUUGACUCCUGUGGGAGAGCUCCUUGUGAAGAUUCCAUCUCAACGUGUUGAGAUUAAGCCACUGAAGGAAUCAGAUACUGCAGGUGGGCCUCAAUCUUCUAAGAGUGUUGUAUCUGAGCCUCCGCUGAGCGCUCCUGUUGAGAAAGAACCUGCCAUAGAAAAAGCAGUGGCAGCAAGUCCUCUUUCUCCUUAUAUUGUCUAUGAGGAUUUGAAACCACCUACAUCUCCUACUCCAACCCCCAGCACUUCUGCUGGUGCUACUCAAGCAAGCCAUGUAGAGGGAAUUUCAUCAGCAUUGAAGAUUGCCCCUUCAUCUACACAAAUUAACAUUUCAGAAUCCCCAAGCACUGUAACUGAAAAGGAAGCUGUCCAGACAGAAGUGAAGAAAAAAACUCCUCUGUCACCUUAUGCAAAAUAUGUUGACUUAAGGCCUCCUACAUCACCGUCUCCUAAUGCACCAACCGGGUCACUCUUGCCACCAUCUUCCUCGAAUGGUGGGUCUCAAAUGGCCACGGUGUUGGUGAACAACACAGCUCAAGCCCUCCCAAAUGAACAACAUCCUGCUGGACCAAAACCAAGGCCGCUUUCACCUUUUUCCAUGUAUGAAGAUUUAAAGCCUCCAACUUCUCCAAUGCCAUCCCCAAGAAAAUUAUAGAGAAUGAUGACUGCCCAUCGAUUCCUAUGAGCUAUAAAUUCAUAUUUCCUCAAAGACUUCCUCUAUGAAUGAUAGCGGAAUGAUUAAAGAAAAUGAGGGUAUACUUUAGAUUCAUAGGAGGCAUACAAUUAUAAUUGGAGUGUUUUUGUAUUUAUUACUUUAUUUUUUCUGUUUAUAGUUUUGCUGAUAUACAAUAUUGAAAGUGUGAACUAUAUUAGUAUGAUUUUGAUUUGAUGGGAUGAGAAUAGUGUGAAAUGUUUUUAUCA
Molecule: messenger RNA, 1950 nt
Organism: Camellia sinensis
Lineage: Eukaryota; Viridiplantae; Streptophyta; Magnoliopsida; Ericales; Theaceae
Gene: TIC62
Product: NAD(P)-binding Rossmann-fold superfamily protein
Source: RefSeq, a predicted model, not a curated record